This is a messenger RNA of Anopheles nili, 2334 nucleotides long. RefSeq lists its product as uncharacterized. The annotation marks the transcript as partial. The record is from RefSeq and is a predicted model, not a curated record. NCBI's taxonomy places the organism in Eukaryota, Metazoa, Arthropoda, Insecta, Diptera, Culicidae. Gene Ontology annotation, cellular component: plasma membrane. The transcript is spliced from 10 exons.
UGGUGUGGAAAGUUUGUUUUGUCUGUUGAUUUGCAAACGCUGCUCGAGUGUCCUAUCUCUGCGGUCAUGAUGCGCCCCAGCACGUUAGAUAUCAAAACAAACUACCACGACGGGUGCUACAUGUUCAUGAGAGACACAUACAGAUGCUGGAAAGCGCACAUGGAGUGUGAUGAAAAUUCCUGCAUCGAAGAGUACUUCGCCGAUCUGCAACAGUCGCUCUCACGGAAACAAGUUCGUGAUAUAGUGUUUACGAUGAAAAAUGUCACACGAUCGCCUGCCGUGAGGACGAUUUCUAGUAAACUUCAAGCAGCCCAACCAACCAUAUCGCAACCGUCCUUUUCCAUGGCAUCACAGCAAAACCCUUCCCCGAGCGUGCCUGAAAACUGCCAGCAGAAACAAGACCGACCGUUGGUGGAACGGUUAACAUUCGGUGAAUUUACUGCGAUAGCAUCUUGUACGAAAUGUUUUGGCCGACAGUCAUCGUUUCACGCCGUACGGGCGCGUAAUGGCGAGGAGCUUGGCAGCGUUUUGGCAAAUUCUUCCACCACCAAUGCGGAACCGUCCGCCGGGCCGGAAGUUUUCCUCGGUGGCUCCUGUAACCCUACGACCUGGCGGGCGGAUGUCGCCAUACCGACACUCGAUAAGCUGGGAAUUUCAUUUUAUAAUCCACAAGUUUCUCACUGGACACCGGACCUAAUCGAGCUCGAACACCGCGCCAAGGAAAAGGCGAAGGUAUUGUUUUUUGUUCUCGACUCGCAGACCCGCUCGACUGCGGGAGCGAUCGAGGUGGCACAUAUCGCAGGGCAGAACUCGAAAUAUUUAUUACUUGUGCUAUUGCCGUACUCCAGCAGACAGAAAAUUCUCAAUGAAACCUUAUCGGAAGACGAGUAUAUGGAUCUCAUGAGCAAUCAGUUUAUGCUAAGGCAACUGGUCCUUCGCCGUGGGCUGCCGGUCCUGGAUAGCAUUUCCACAGCCUUGGAGCAGGUGAAGGAAGUUCUUCUCGGCAAUUGCUACCCCCAACCUCCAGUGAAUCUUGCUUCUCGGUUAAUUUCAUUGCGACGAACGUUUGAGCGAUUUACAGCAGAUACGGUAGAUGCUACCCGUAUCAGCCUGGAACAAUGCCAGCGAGCACUGUGUAGUUUAGGCUAUCCAGAAAACGUGAGCUCACUGGGCAACAUUCAAAACAUUCUGCUGUGUUACGAGGAGGUUACUGGAUUAGCCGUCCAAACGGAACUCAUCAGACGGAACGACGCCGAGCAUGUACUUAUUAGUUUUGAAGAGUUUUGCAUUGUAGACGCAUGUGUCUCGAUAUUGAUGCUCGAUUUCUACGAGCAUAACUGCACAUCGCCGAUAAAGGGCACAAAUCUGCAGCAGCCUCCUGUCUACUUGACGGAUUUGCAAGCCUGGAAUCAGACGAACCCCGAACAUUCGCCGUUCGAAAACGGCCCGCUCCGAAGUCCGCGGACUUUUGUGUUGCCGACGGGCGAAGAAUCAACGGUUGUUGAGAAUGGAACAGGUGAUACCCGUUUGGUUGGUCCACUCAGCAACAGCAGCAGCGGUAGUGACAUCUGUCGCUCUUCCUCCGUCGAUACCGAGUCGGGCAAUGCAUUGAAGCAUUCUCACGCAUUCACGGUCACGAUUGAUGAACCACGUGCAUUUACUUUCGACGGUGAUCUCUUCGACGACGAUGAACCGCUGCUCGGACGGAUCGAGGCGCGCGACGUCUAUCUCGGCGGAAGUUGCUGGAUGAAAACCAGUUGGCGGCAAAGGUGUGCCUUUCCGGCGCUUAAACGCCACCAACUAAGCUACUACGUGUCGGCCCUCCACGAGGGGUUUUGCUGCCGUAAGCCGGAGAACCUUUGCGACGGUAACGGCCAGCAGCAGUUUGAUCCGCAGCGAUCCUUGCGUUACGAUGCCGCCAUGAUCGACGCCUGCCGCAUCGUCAUCUUUGCGAUUACGAAUGAAACACGAUCUUUAGCACCCAUGACAAUGGCCGCGCACUACAUCGGUCUCGGAUACAACGUUGUGCUGUGCGUGCAGAUGCUUUCCUCGAACGAUUCAUCACCCAAUGGGCACAAACCAACACUAUCUUCUUCAGCCAUCAAAGACUACAACCGUGGGCGGGCUUACUUAAUUGAUCUGGCCAAACGGCACGGCAUUCCAGUGUACGAGGGCUUGGAGGAAACCUUUGACAGUGUAAUCAAUCGGUUAAGGAAUUGUACUGUAAGAUACUCAAACUAGCAACAUCAACCCGGUACCCUCUCAUUGUGAUUUAGAGUUUAUUUUAUUGCCUUUUUAACAAACGAAACAAAUCAAGUACAUUAAACUAAUGAA